Rhinopithecus roxellana (golden snub-nosed monkey) is the source of this 282-nucleotide messenger RNA. Its product is annotated as atherin-like. The record is from RefSeq and is a predicted model, not a curated record. Bases 1 to 264 code for a protein of 87 amino acids. NCBI's taxonomy places the organism in Eukaryota, Metazoa, Chordata, Mammalia, Primates, Cercopithecidae. The transcript has a single exon.
AUGCUCAGAGCGCGCAGGUCCGGGCGGCGGCGGCGGGGGAGGAGAGAGCGGCCGCCCCUGCCGCCGCCGCGCGCUCGCCGGGGCCGGGCGGAGCUGCGCAGUCCUCUCGCAGCUGCGCCAGGACAGCCGGCGCGCGGCCGUGCCCACAAGUUGCCGGCAGCUGAGCGCCGCGCCUCCUCCUCCUGCUCGCAGACCCCUGCGCCCACCCGGCGGCGGUGGCCAGCGCCAGGACGCACAUCCCGCGGACACCCACCCCAGAUGUAAAGCGGAACAUCAGCCCCU